AUGAGUACGGCUAUAGUUGAUGACAAGUCAGAACAUUGCAUACCAUUUCUGCUUAAAUUACUAGAAUCCCACAAGUUAAAACACGGGGAUGACGGCAACGCACCGCCGUUCUUCGUCGGCUUGAACGGUAUCCAGGGCGCGGGGAAGACAGUCCUGGUUUCCACCCUUCGAUCUACCCUGUCUGCAGCCCCAUAUAACCUACCAACCAUCACCUUCUCACUAGAUGACAUAUACCUCACGCAUGCUGACCAGCAGCAGCUGGCAGCUGUGCACCCGAAUAAUCCCCUUUUACAACAUCGUGGGCAGCCGUCAACACAUGAUAUCGCUCUUGGAAGCAAAGUGUUUGACUCCCUGCGCCGAAAUAAGCCAACUCAGAUACCCUCCUACGAUAAAUCUGCUUUUAACGGCCAGGGAGAUCGUGCUCCAGAGGAUACCUGGGAAACUGUAAAUGAUAUACGGAAUGGACAGUCGCUGGUUAGAGUCGUCAUAUUCGAAGGCUGGUGUGUUGGAUUCCGCCCGAGACCUGAAGCUGAAAUUCGUGCAGAGUGGGAAGACGCUGUGAGAAGGCGUGAGUGUGAUAGUAGCUAUGACGGUCAGCUUGGCGAUGUUAAGCUGGAAGACGUUAUGGCUAUUAAUAAAGCAUUGGAAAAGUACGAUGCAUUUACCAGUGAUGCCGAGAAUACACAUGAUGUAUACUACUGGCGACAACAGCAAGAACAGACGCUUCUUGAAGUCAAAGGAAAGGGGAUGACUCCAGAUCAAGUCACAAAAUUCGUCAAUGGCUACUACCCUUCAUACGAACUAUAUACAAACCAACUUCGGGAUGGUGUAUUCAAUCCUACGGAUAAAAUGAAUGAUGAGAAGGCAUGGAAAGGUCGGCAGCUUAGACUCAUCGUUGAUAAGCAAAGAAAAGUAAAGAAAGUCAUUACCAUAUAA
Molecule: messenger RNA, 936 nt
Organism: Microsporum canis CBS 113480
Lineage: Eukaryota; Fungi; Ascomycota; Eurotiomycetes; Onygenales; Arthrodermataceae
Product: D-glycerate 3-kinase
Exons: 4
Coding region: 1-936 (311 amino acids)
Cellular component (GO): cytoplasm
Source: RefSeq, a predicted model, not a curated record